AUGCAGGUGUUCAGCCGCGGUUUGCGUAAAACCACCAUUUUAAGCCCAUUGAGGGCACGAUUAAUCUGCCAUACGAUACCUACUUGGAAAGCACCUCUCAGGAAUCAUUCGAAACAGGCGUCCCAAGCUGCCCAAGAUGGCGCAGAGUUCGUACCGAAACAGAGCACGCUUGCAUUGCCAUCCACUGGCAGGUUUAACGAGAUUGGAGUCCAGCAAUUGAGCAGUGUCAUUCACCCUCAAAUAUUCAGUAAUAACCCUACGCCUCCAGACCCUAAACUUGUCGACCUAGCCCGGGAUCAUCUAUCUCGACAUGAUUUGCUGGGGAAAGCACAAGAUGGCUCUGAUCCGAUCGGAUUCAAUCUUCCAGCUCUGAAAGGGCGAUCGCUAGAUGAACACUUCCAUAAGCUGGGAAUGGAUGCUUCUGAGCCCUUUUUAAGCGAGGCUAAACAUUAUGCAUUGGCUCACUUACCCCAGCAACCACGAAAAUGGAUUAGGCAGAGCGGUUGGACGAAAUACAGUGCGGACGGAACGGCGGAAAAGAUCGAUGCCCCCGAUGAGACAAAGUUAACUUUUGACACUGAAGUUAUGUGGAAAGAGCAUCCAUUUGCUGUAAUGGCUUGCGCCGCUGGCCCAACGGCUUGGUAUGCAUGGAUCUCGCCGUGGCUCCUGAAAGAGACUGAUAAUACCCAUCAACUAAUACCGCUGGGUGACACAUCAACACCUCGAGUCAUUGUCGGACAUAAUAUUGGGUAUGAUCGAGCUAGAAUACUGGAAGAAUACAAUAUUAAGCAGUCACGCAACUUCUUCAUCGAUACUAUGUCUCUGCAUGUGGCGGUAAAUGGAAUGUGUUCACAGCAACGGCCAACUUGGAUGAAACAUAAGAAAAAUAGAGAUCUUCGGGACAAGCUAAUGCGUGGAAAUGAGUCAGCUGAGCUUGCGUCCAUGGUUGAGAAUAAAAUGCUCAGUGAGGAAGAGGAAGAGCUAUGGGUAGGCCGAAGCUCCGUUAACUCUCUCCGCGAUGUUGCCAAAUUCCACUGUAACAUCACAAUAGACAAAGCUCAACGGAACUAUUUCGGCGAACUCGACCGAGAGGGAAUCAAUGGGCAACUAGACGAGCUCCUAGAUUACUGUGCCGCCGACGUUGCUAUCACUCACCGGGUUUACAAAAAGGUAUUCCCUAAUUUCUUGGAGACCUGUCCACACCCCGUCAGUUUUGCGGCAUUGAGGCAUCUUUCCACUGUUAUUUUGCCGGUCAAUGAAACAUGGGGAGAGUACUUGAAAAGUGCCGAAGAAACAUACCAUCGCGCCUUGAACAAUGUGCAAAAGAGGUUGGUGGAACUUUGCGAAAAUGCUCUCAAGGUAAAAGAUAAACCAGAAAUAUAUCAAAAUGAUCCUUGGCUUCGGCAGCUGGACUGGUCAGGUCAAGAGAUUCGGAUGGUCAAAGGCAAGAAGAAAGGUGACCCCCCUCGGCCGGCGGCCCGACAAAAACUACCAGGGAUGCCAAAAUGGUACAAGGAUCUUUUUCCAACAAGUAAAGCAGAUAUCAACAUUACAGUACGGACUCGUAUAUCCCCAAUCCUCUUGAACCUUUCGUGGGACGGCUUUCCCCUUGUUUGGUCGGAUAAGCAUGGCUGGACUUUUGAAGUUCCCAAAAAGGAGCUAGAGCGAUAUGAGAACAGGCGUUUACCCCAUGCGACAUGUCGGGGUGAGACAAACGCUGCUCUGCGCGAGAAUAAGAGUCAUGUAUAUUUCAAGCUUCCGCAUAAAGAUGGGCCAGACGCUCGCUGUGCUAGCCCUCUCUCAAAGGGAUAUCUGCAAUAUUUCGAAAGUGGGAAACUCACAUCCCAGUUUCCAUUGGCGAAGGAGGCAUUGGAAAUGAACGCAUCUUGCUCCUAUUGGAUAAGCGCUAGGGAUAGAAUCACAUCGCAAAUGGUCGUUUAUAAAAAGGAUUUGGAAAACUCGGGUUCCCCAGGCAAGGAGGUUUCGCCGGACUCAAAAGUGGGCUUCAUCCUUCCACAAGUUAUUCCUAUGGGAACAAUCACACGCAGGGCAGUUGAAAAUACCUGGCUCACUGCAAGCAAUGCCAAACCAAAUCGUGUCGGUUCUGAACUGAAAGCUAUGGUUCGAGCACCACCCGGAUAUGUCUUUGUUGGAGCGGAUGUUGACUCCGAAGAACUUUGGAUUGCAAGCCUAGUUGGCGAUGCGCAGUUUCAACUACACGGCGGGAAUGCUAUUGGCUUCAUGACACUCGAGGGUACGAAAGCGGCUGGUACCGACUUACACUCGAAAACAGCAAAGAUUCUUGGAAUUUCACGAAAUAAUGCAAAAGUUUUCAAUUACGGCAGAAUUUAUGGAGCUGGCUUGAAAUUCGCUGCCACACUUCUACGACAAUUCAAUCCGAGCAUGUCUGAAGCAGAGACCAAAGCCGUGGCCGCCAAACUAUAUAAGGAGACAAAGGGAACUCGGACAACUCGCAGGUUAUUAAGUGAGGAUCCGUUCUUACGAGGUGGAACUGAGUCGUUCGUUUUCAACAAGCUGGAAGAGUUCGCAGAGCAGGAGAGGCCGCGAACCCCUGUUCUGGGAGCUGGUAUCACUGAGGCAUUAAUGCGACGCUUUAUCAAUAAAGGUGGUUUUAUGACGUCCAGGAUUAAUUGGGCCAUUCAAUCAUCUGGUGUCGACUACCUCCAUUUACUUAUCAUAUCCAUGGAUUAUCUCAUUAGGCGCUUUAAUCUUGAUGCACGACUUGCAAUUACCGUCCAUGAUGAAAUUAGGUAUGUGGUUAGGGAAACAGACAAGUACAAGGCUGCAAUGGCACUACAAGUUGCAAACCUUUGGACUCGGGCUAUGUUUUCGCAGCAAAUGGGUAUUGACGAUCUACCGCAAUCGUGUGCAUUCUUUUCGGCAGUAGAUAUUGAUCAUGUCUUGCGAAAAGAAGUGAACAUGGACUGUGUGACUCCAUCUCAUCCUAACAAAAUUCCACAUGGGGAAUCCCUCGAUAUUAGUGAACUUCUUUCCAAGGGCGACGAGGCAAAGCUUGACCCAUCAGUCACUCCAUCAUCGCCGCCGGUUCCAGAGAAAUACAGCUACACCCCGCGAGAACCCGUCAUGGCAUCUUUACAAAAUUCAAGUAGCAUGGAUUUUAUCAAAGCCCAGAUUACCAGUGACGAUAAGGAGCUACGAGAAUUAAUAAAGGAGACUAUGAAGAAUAGUUACUCCUCGUCACCUAGGAGCACAACAAAGUCGCAACCUAAACGUGGAUCAACAUCGCAGAUACCCCCUCACGCAGAACCCCAAAAGGCUGUUUUAAUGGAUGUCCAACCAAAUCUCCUUCCAAAGUCAUCAAAUAUCUCCAAUAAAUCGUCGUCUUUUACGAUACACCGGUUUGGUUGGAAGCCUCGAUCCCCUGCAUCUGUCUAG
Messenger RNA from Nannizzia gypsea CBS 118893, 3417 nucleotides. RefSeq names its product DNA polymerase gamma. Gene Ontology annotation, molecular function: DNA-directed DNA polymerase activity; DNA binding; 3'-5' exonuclease activity. Gene Ontology annotation, cellular component: mitochondrion; gamma DNA polymerase complex. The coding region runs from base 1 to 3417 and encodes 1138 amino acids. Lineage: Eukaryota; Fungi; Ascomycota; Eurotiomycetes; Onygenales; Arthrodermataceae. The transcript has 2 exons. The record is from RefSeq and is a predicted model, not a curated record. Gene Ontology annotation, biological process: mitochondrial DNA replication.